Drosophila busckii is the source of this 479-nucleotide messenger RNA. RefSeq lists its product as uncharacterized. NCBI's taxonomy places the organism in Eukaryota, Metazoa, Arthropoda, Insecta, Diptera, Drosophilidae. The record is from RefSeq and is a predicted model, not a curated record. The coding region runs from base 113 to 466 and encodes 117 amino acids. The transcript has 2 exons.
ACAAAUAAUACAGCCGAACUUGUAAGAACACAUACGAAAAAAAAGUAAACAAAGCCUUUAAAAAAAACAAAAACACAAAGAAAAAAGAGACAGUAUCGUUGAAGCUGUGCCAAUGAAUAUCGAUUUCUAUCUGCACGCACUUAACUCUACCCUGCAAGCAUACGCAUUGAAAGUACAACAAUUUGCCAGCAUCGCAUUACAAGCAGCGGUCGAACUGCGCAGCGACGUCACUGUCAACUGGCAGUGGCAGAGCCCCGUUGAAUUUACGGCACUGCAGGCAACAUUGUUAAAGGUUCUGCUUGUGCUGUUGCUGGGUACUGGCGUGCUAAUUGUUUGGAGCUGGAGUGUCUACGGUCAAGUGAUCAGCGAGAAGUUUGUCAGGCCAAGCACACUCAAGGAAAUCGAAGAGCUUAAAUUAUCCGUGGCCAAAUUGAAAUUGCCCAAGGAACAUUCACCUAGAAUCUAGAAAUGUCCAAAAU